GGAAUUACUCUAUUGUGAACACAACAUUUAUUUAGUGCCACGCCCCUAGUUGAUUACACAAAAAGCACCAUUGCAGGCAAAAAGAGGUUCAGUCAAGCAAGUGUAUCAUCAUGGAGCACCAACUAUAAGCAAAUUGGUUACAGCUCUAGUUUGACAAUGGAAGGUGGUCAGGAAAAGUAUGAGCCGCUACCAAGAUGGGGCCAUGUCUCAGUGGCUAUCGGAGACAAGAUGUACUUGUGGGGAGGACGAAUUGAAAACUUCUCUGAAGACAGUCAGAAAAAACUUGCAUCAUUUGUAGAGGUGUUUGACUUCCAGUCAGAGCUGUGGGAGCAAAGGUCAACCUCUGGUACACCCCCUAAUGGGCUCUACAACUGUGCCUACACUAACAUAGGUAACAAGAUAUUUGUGUAUGGGGGUUGGGAUGGACUGACCAAUCACGGCUCUCUGCACUCACUUGAUGUGUGUACAAUGAAGUGGGAGGAGCUUCAAGUGACUCCCUCUCCCGAAACACCCAUGAAGAUGAGUGGGUGUGGUCUUGUAUCCUAUGGCGACAACAAGUUGAUCUUGUUCGGUGGGUAUGGCGUUCCUGUGAGUGGACAACAAGUUAAGGGUGUGCGGUUCAAGACGAACAAAGACUCUGAGAGUGGUGGAGGGAGUGAGAAAGGUGGAGCUAGUGUGAGUAGCGAGGGGGGUGAUGAUGACAGUAUAACGGUACUCAAGGACAGCGCAAGUGGAGGAGAGCAAAGAAAAGGAGACGAUGACGAAUCAGACGAGGACGAAAUGAAAGCAAUGACCAAUGACGUGAAAGUUUUUGAUGUCAACGAAAAUAAGUGGAGCAGUCCAACUGUGUCCGGUGAGUGCCCCCCUCCUUGUGUGGACUUCUCCUUUACAAAAGUGGAUGACCAUCGAGCUGUCGUGUUUGGAGGGUUCCAGCCGGAGACGGGUACCACCUCUGAUGCAUAUACGCUCGACAUGGAAUCAUGGCACUGGAUUAGACUUGGCAGUGAGACUGGGUCUUUGUGCUCCAUCAACAUUGCCUGGCCUAAGGGGAGGGAUGGACAUGCCUCCUGCGUCUUGUCUGGAGGGCCACACCCUCAAGUGCUCAUGACUGGGGGAUGGGACAAGCAAAAUCAACUGCUCUACGAUGCCUGGGUACUGGAUGUCACCUCAGGCUCGUGGACGGAACUCCCAGGAGUUGCCAGCUCAGCAGGAGGGGGGGCUAGGCUUUGGCAUACUGUGAGCUGCUUCUCCUUCAGUGAGAACCUGAAGCGACUGGUCAUCUUUGGGGGCUGUCCCUCUUCUCCUGAUGAGACUGACGAUGGAGAGUCCUGGGAAAAACUGUCUGACACCAUCCUGGUGGAAGUGGGUCAUAUUGAGCCCCUGUCUACACUGGAGCCUGGCUUUGCUGACCAAGGCUAUACAAUCACGGAGUGGGUGGUGCUAGACUCGGUGAACCACACCCAGAUGGGACAGCCCAUACGCAGAAUGAAGGAGAUGGUCCUGUUUACUCAUUACAGGUCUAUACGAGCUGAGUCAUUGGCCAAAGACAUGAUCCGAAAGUUGGAGACCCUCUCCAUUCGUCACAGUCGCAGUGUCACUCCUUCAAUGGGAGAUCAAGAGAUCUUUGCCUCUAUGGCCUCUCUGAAUAAGGACGUGCCCUUCUGGGUCGUGCCUCCACAAGAUGUCGACAUAACACCCACAGAAAUCGGUCGAGGCAAGUGGGCGGUGGUGCGUGUGGCUCGUUUCCGAGGAGAGAGAAUUGCUGCAAAGUGUUUGACUAACCCCAUAUUCUCCGAAGAAAACCGAAAGAUUUUCAUAGAGUGUAUGGACCUGGCGGCCAAAAUGCAUCAUCACCCAAACCUUCUGCCAUUUUAUGGAGCCAUACUGGAGGGUGAGCCGAUCAUACUCACCGAGUUGAUGUACGCAAACCUGAGAGUCCUUGCCGAAAAGAAUCAACUAUCGUACAACCAAGUCACAGAGAUCGCACUGGACGUUGCUAAGGGCUUACAGUUUCUGCACUCAACCAAACCCGAUCCCAUCGUACACGGAGAUCUCACGUGUACUAGUGUGUUAGUCGAGCAAGGAAAGGGGAACAAAUGGAAGGCAAAGCUCUCUGACUUCAUGACAGCCAAAUUCUUUAGACAGCUGAUAGCUUCGGACCCCUCCGCCGAGCGAGCCUUUUCUCCCGGUCGAAGGGACAGAUCACGUUCCUUUUCUGAGAAAUCCAUGUCACCUCCAGCACGAAACCAAAAGCGGAAGGAGAGUAUCACUCCCAGUGAUUAUCAGGAUUCGAGUGUGCUCACUCUGGAAAAAGACAUCUUCUGCUACGGCCUUAUUCUGGUUGAGGCAUGCACAGGAAGUCUACCUAUGGAGAUCUCACUGAGUUUCUUAAUCGAGAGCAUUCGAUGGUCGGAUAUGAACGCUCUUGUCAAAGAAUGUCUGGAUCUCACACCGAAGAAACGGCCUGUAAUGGCUGCUGUUAUUGAUAGGCUCACAAUUUUGUUACAUGCAAUUUCUAUUAAAUCUAUACGUUAAUUGAUCACUCUCUGUCAAUGUAAACUUUUAUAAUAGUCACAAACACUUGUCCUUUUGUAGUAGCUAGAUGUCAAAAACAAUAAUUAUUUAGAUUUCUAAAAAUGUCACUUAAAUGGUGGUUUAGUCUUUGUUUUUGUGCUACAUGUAUCUGUUACUACUUUUGGCUGUGUCUUCCCUGCUACUGCUCUUUGACUCUUCAUUUUAGAACGAAUUUUCUGCAAGAAAGAAAUUGUGUCAACCUUG
This is a messenger RNA of Halichondria panicea, 2778 nucleotides long. RefSeq lists its product as uncharacterized. Gene Ontology annotation, molecular function: protein binding; protein kinase activity; ATP binding. Bases 157 to 2535 code for a protein of 792 amino acids. The record is from RefSeq and is a predicted model, not a curated record. Lineage: Eukaryota; Metazoa; Porifera; Demospongiae; Suberitida; Halichondriidae. The transcript has 9 exons. Gene Ontology annotation, biological process: protein phosphorylation.